AUGAGCCCCCUUUUAGCGCAUGCGCACUGCAGCGUUGGAGAAAUCCAGGAAUAUAUAACGGCCAUUACGGAGGAUGAGAGAGAAGAGUCCUGGUGGGAUCCGGCCAUAAUGACAAUUAGAUGGAGACCAAAAACGGCCACGAACGAAGACAACAGUUUAGCGGUCUGUGCAAGUGUCGUUGAGAACGCCCAUACUUCAGUUAGAAAGAUUGCGCAACAAACUAGUAUCUGUAAAUCAUCUGUCCAUGAAGUAUUAAAAGCAAAUAAGUUCCAUCCUUAUAAGAUAAAAUAUGUGCAAGAACUUUCGGAAGGCGACUUCGAUCGCAGAUUAGAAUUUUGUGAGGAAAUGAUGAGACGGUGUGACGAAAAUGAGUCAUUUCCUUUUUGGAUAUGCUUCUCCGAUGAAGCUACUUUACAGUUGAAUGGAGAAGUUAAUAGGCACAACAUGCGAUAUUGGUCAGACGAAAAUCCCCAUUGGAUGAGAGAUAUCCACACACAACAUCCACUGAAAAUUAAUGUUUGGGCUGGAAUUUUGUGCAAUCAAAUUGUUGGGCCUUUCUUCCUUGAAGAUAAUUUCACAGCUGAGAGGUACUUUAAUUUAUUGAAUAACGAGAUUAUACCUGCAAUCCGAAAUAUUUCUGGUAUAGCGUUUGACAAUGUCUGGUUUCAACAGGAUGGAGCUCCGUGUCAUUUCGGUUUAAUUGCACGCAAUCUAUUGAACAACAUUUUCCCCGGGCGUUGGAUUGGUAGGAGGGGUUCGAUUGAGUGGCCACCGAGGUCACCUGAUCUAACUCCUCUGGAUAAUUUUUACUGGAGUUUUUUGAAGAACAAGGUGUACGAAACAAAGCCGACAGACAUCUGA
This is a messenger RNA of Trachymyrmex cornetzi, 861 nucleotides long. RefSeq lists its product as uncharacterized. Lineage: Eukaryota; Metazoa; Arthropoda; Insecta; Hymenoptera; Formicidae. The record is from RefSeq and is a predicted model, not a curated record. The transcript has 2 exons. Bases 1 to 861 code for a protein of 286 amino acids. Gene Ontology annotation, molecular function: nucleic acid binding.